Messenger RNA from Grus americana (Whooping crane), 3941 nucleotides. It is a transcript of the gene PSTPIP1, whose product is annotated as proline-serine-threonine phosphatase interacting protein 1. Gene Ontology annotation, cellular component: plasma membrane; actin filament; cytoplasm. The record is from RefSeq and is a predicted model, not a curated record. The transcript has 16 exons. Gene Ontology annotation, molecular function: actin filament binding. Gene Ontology annotation, biological process: actin filament polymerization. Lineage: Eukaryota; Metazoa; Chordata; Aves; Gruiformes; Gruidae. Bases 635 to 1858 code for a protein of 407 amino acids.
UCAUGUUCUUCAUAAUUAUGGCAAAGACUAUGAUUAUCUUGGGUAAAACGUCGGGGACUGGGUCCACCUUUCAGUGAAGGGCUCUAUUGAAAACUGCUGUGAAACGCUAGAUAUUGGUUAAGAACGUAGUCUACGCAAUUAAUCUUUAUGUUAGUUGUCAAUUUUACCAAAGCAAAAUGCCAGCAGGACUGCCUCGCACCACGAAACAGUGCUUUUGGAAGGAUGCUCAAAUAGUUCCUUCUAAAAGAAGCGAAGGGAGCAUGUUUCAGAGCCGAACAGAGCUGACGUCAUAGGGUCUGGAGCACACUGGACCAGCUUUCAGCCAGCAGCCGUAGAUGGGUUCGGAGGAGUUGGAACAAAUCAAGGCGGAUGCUCAGAGACUGCCAUUCCUGUUUCCAUGGGAACAGAGAUCGACUCUCACAGAAAGCAAGCCAUAAGUCAUUACGCUGAGCUGCCUGAAUCUGCCCAAUGCUAUUUUUCGCCAGCUUGACUUCAGAAAAGACAGAUCUGUGGAUGUGCUUCACUUUCUGCUUUGGCUGGGGUGUAGCAACAAGGCUCAGUGCUGUGGCUGCUGCAGCUCCUGUCUGAGAAAAAACUUGCUGAAGGAUUCCUUCUCCUCCACAGAGUGAUAAUAAUGACACAACUGCAGUUUAAAGACGCAUUUUGGUGCAAGGAGUUCACCUUCCACACUGGCUAUGAAGUGCUUGUACAGCGGCUGUUGGAUGGGAGGAAGAUGUGCAAAGAUGUGGAGGAUUUGCUCAAGCAGAGAGCACAAGCAGAAGAGAGAUAUGGAAAAGAACUGAUUCAAAUCGCCCGAAAAGCAGGAGGACAAACAGAAAUCAACACACUGAAGGCAGCAUUUGAGAGGCUCAAGCAACAAAUCGAAAGUGUUGGAAACUCUCAUAUCCAGCUGGCAGUAAUGCUGAAGGAUGAACUGAAAGGAAUAGAGGAGUUCCGAGAAAGACAGAAGGAGCAAAGAAAAAAGUACGAGUCUGCAAUGGAGCGCAUGCAAAAGAGCAAGUUGUCUCAUUAUAAGAAAACAAUGGAGUCAAAGAAGACCUACGAACAGAAAUGCAAGGAGGCGGAUGAGGCUGAGCUGUCCUUUGAGCGGACAAGUGCUUCAGGCAACCAGAAGCAAACAGAAAAGAGUCAGAACAAAGCCAAGCAAUGCAGAGAUGCCGCAAAUGAAGCAGAGAACGUGUACAAACAGAACAUUGAGCAGCUGGAUAAGGUCAGGACAGAGUGGGAAAAGGAACAUAUCAAAACCUGCGAGGUCUUCCAGCUUCAGGAGUGCGACCGCAUCACCAUCCUCCGCAACUCGCUGUGGGUUCACUGCAACCAGCUCUCCAUGCAGUGUGUGAAGGAUGAUGAGCUGUAUGAAGAGGUUCGGGUAAGCUUGGAGAACUGCGUUGUAGAGUCAGACAUAGACUACUUCAUUAAGACUAGAAUGACAGGAACACAACCUCCAGCUGCAAUAGGAUAUGAGAACUACUACAGCAGAGAACCAAACAGAGGCAACAACAGCCCAACCCAGUCUUGUGGGAUGAUGAAGAGAUUCUCUGGACUACUGCAUGGAAGCAGCAAAAACAACAUGGAAAGUGCCACUCCUUCAGCCCCUCCUCUUGAAGAGAAAACAGACGGAGUCUAUGCAUCCAUUUUUGCAAAUGAACGAGCUGGAAUCACAUCAUCACAGGACUACAGAGUACUUUAUGACUACACAGCCCAGAACACGGAUGAACUGGACAUCAGUGAAGGAGACAUUGUAGUUGUCAUUGAAGAAAAUGAGGAUGGCUGGUGGACAGCAGAAAGGAAUGGGCAGCAAGGCUUUGUGCCGGGGUCUUAUCUCAAAAAGCUUUGAUGAAAAGAAGCCCCAGUCCCCAGACUUUAAAAAUACUCUAUUACUGAAAACAAACAGCACACAAGGUCUGCUUCAGCUGACUAAGGGCAACCCAUAAUGCUGUCUUCUACAAUUACCAGUCAGGAAAUAAGCAGUCCUCUUCCUUCCUCCUGCCCCAUCCCAGCACCUCCUGGCCUACACUGUCUGCAAAAACCGUCUUCAGAGAGACUAGGACUUGCGUUUCUUACCAUGGUUCUUCCUACCCUCAGCACACAGUGUUGCAAAGCUUUGCGAAUCUGGGAGGAAAAUUCUGCCCAGAACUUAACUGCACUAAAGGAAAAAGAUCAAGGAAGCAAGUGCUGUUUCUCCAGGAUGGAGGACCAUCUCCAGCCAGCCUGGGAGCCACCCUCAUAGUCACAGCAAUCAUGUUCUCUGCCAUGGAUCCCCUCCUCUCGCUGCACAGGCCAUGCAAACAUUUUUGACAGCGGGGUGGAAAGCACCCUCAGAAAGCAGGUAGCUUUGAUGUCGCAGGGUCUUAGCUGUACAAAGCAAGGAAGAAGCUCUCUUAAGUUCCUUUUAACAGCCCUCUUUCAAGUUCCCCUUACAGCACACAGGUAACCAGGGAGAAAGGUGAGGAACUCUCCACUGUUCUUCGUCAGUCACUGAUGAAAAUAUGAAAAACAAUAAGUGCAGCUAGAGAAGAGCACUUGAAGGACUGACACAUCAGUAGUAAGAAAACACAGGGCACUCCCCAUGGCUCUGCUUUGCACUGGAUUCUGGGGCAGCGAAAUCCGCACAGAUGAUGAACCCACAAGGCUUGCUGUUGCCUUGGUUGGAUGGUUUCCCUGACACCUCCCUGGGACUUUUCAUGUUUAAAAAAAACAACAAAUAAGCAAAGCCUCCAGCAGUGCUGCGCUGUCCUGAUCCCUCUCCUCUGAGCACCAGAGAAGUGCCAAUUACCUCCUCACACAAUCUGCAUACCCGUGCCAUCAAUGCAUUCUCCUCUCAACUCCUCUGCCCACUUGGCUGAUCCUUUUCUGCCCACAGGCUUUUCUAACCGCUAGCUACAGCCUCUGCACCUCUGGGAUUGCUGGCACAGACACGUCCCAGUUCCUUUCCAGGCACUUUUAAUGUGCUUGUUGUUCAACAAACCCUCUUCAGAGAAGUCGCACUGUACAGGUUCACUGUAUUUCACAGAUUUCAGCUCUACCAGUCUUUCUAGUUUAAUAUUUAAGAACGUUUCCAACUGCCACUGUACUUACCAAGAGAUUGAUAGAUACUUUCUGCCACUUUUCAGUAUUUCGAGAUGGUUAAAAAAAAUAAAAUUCAGUGAUUUGAUCUGAAGCAGAGCACACUAUUUCUGGGGGCAGAAUGACCUUGUUUGCCAGGGUUUCAGGUCUUAAAACGGAACUAAGUCAGUGAAAAUGAAUCAAAUUGCUACCCAAAAGGCACAGAGCAGGCAGGAACUGUUAGCUAAGACACAGCAGGAAAGACAGAGAAAUCUAGACAGAAGAAAAAGCCAUAAUGGUCAGUGCAAUUAUUCCUUAAAUGAAACAGAAUGAAGGUCAGAGGCACUUGCCGUACCUUAUUCUAAUUUCUUGCUUCACGAAUGGAAUAAAAGUUGCUGCAGGCCCUUUUUCUUUAGUUCCCUGCAGUCCUUUGCACAGGCACGCUUACCCUUCCCACACUUCAAGUUAUUAUGCAGCACAUCUGCAUGAGCGCUGAAGGGGUCUUAGUACCUUGCAUUAGCAGGGGCUCAGAGGAACUGCAGGAACUUGAAUGGCAUUUAAGGCACGAGGUUAUGUGAACAGUAGCGCUCAUUUAGGCCGAAGAUGUUAACAGUAGGUUUCUGUGACCACAUCCGAACUGAACGGUGACCGAAAGAUGGUCCACAGUAGACUUCAACCAGGCCACCGCACUGUAAAUGGUAGCUGUCAGAGACAUCUACAACAUCGCUUUUUAUGUAUAGAGGAAACCUAAAGUAUGAGAGAUUUAAUAUAUUUGCUUCUUGAACACUCAGUAUUUUACUAAGAGAACUGUAAUAAACCAACAAAUACUUAAAUAAAUUUAGGUAGAUAUUUUGCAAAUUAUCUUCAUUCAAGAG